AUGAUGCUGACAACAGGAAUCUCGUUUCUGCUGCUCUCGGGCAUCGCGCAGGCUCAAAAUGCCACUUUUGAGACGCCAGCAGGCAGCUUUCCGACCAGACUGCGCGUCGACAACGGCACGUACGGGCCAGAAGUGGAAGAAGUCCACUACUACUACGACCAGUGGCCAAUUGGCAUCGCACUGGCUUCCGAUGGCCGCCUCUUUGCGACAUACACUCGUGGCGACUACGAAUAUACGCUAGGCGUGGUUGUGAAUGAGACCGCGGAAGAGCCUUAUCCUUCCACGGAACUGAACCUUCCUCCAGACCAGCUCAACACCACAUGGAAUGGCAUUCCUUUCGGAUCCGGCAAUGCCUCGGCCUUCAUAUCUGUACAAGCAAUCUACAUUACUUCUGCUGGAAGCGGCCGUCCCGAGACACUCUGGGCUAUUGACACAGGUCGACCCACAGUACACAAUGCACAGGGCGAGCCAAGCAUGCCGUAUGCUCAGCCAGGCGGCCCAAAGCUGGUCGCAAUCUCGCUCGACAACAAUACCAUAUAUCGGACGUACACAUUUCCAGCCGAUGUACACUACCCAGAUAGCUAUCUCAAUGAUCUUCGCUUCGACUUUGAUCCUGAUCUGUCGGGCACCUCUGGCCAAGGCAUUGCCUACUUGGUCGACAGCAGCAACGAGGGCCGGCCAGGCUUCAUCAUGGUUGACCUCGGCACCGGAGACUCCUGGCGUCGACUCGACCAAGACGUCUCGGUACUGCGAGGCUUCAAUGCCUUGCCAUCCUAUCAAGGCAUCCCCAAGUACAUCGUCCAAAAAGGCCAAGCCAUAACAUGGCAGAAAGAAGGUCUCGAUGGACUCCAGCUCAGCCCAGAUGGGGAGCGCAUGUACUACUCGCCACUUUCAACCAACUAUCUCUGGUCCAUCCCUACAGCCAACCUUCGAGUCAGAGACUCCGAAUGCGCCUCCGCCGAGGUCUUCGCACACGCUAACGUCUCCUCCCACGGCGCUCGCGGCGGCAACGCGAACGGUUUUGAAGGCGACUCGAAUGGAAAGAUCUACCAAUUGAUGCCAGAGCAAAACGCAGUCUACUACUUCAACCCCACGGACGGACUGACUAAGCCAUUUGUGAGAGACCCCAGAAUUUUGUGGCCAGAUGGAGGCAGUGUGGGCGAAGAUGGGUACUUGUACCUCAAUAUCAACCAGCUGCCUUUCCAGCCAGACUGGAACAACGGGACGGAUCUGAGACUUCAUCCAGGUGCUAUCGUGAGAGUCCAGCUGCCGGACGGAGGGAAGAAAAUUAACGAAUUGUACGAUUACUGA
This is a messenger RNA of Cercospora beticola, 1311 nucleotides long. RefSeq lists its product as uncharacterized. NCBI's taxonomy places the organism in Eukaryota, Fungi, Ascomycota, Dothideomycetes, Mycosphaerellales, Mycosphaerellaceae. The record is from RefSeq and is a predicted model, not a curated record.